Molecule: messenger RNA, 657 nt
Organism: Talpa occidentalis (Iberian mole)
Lineage: Eukaryota; Metazoa; Chordata; Mammalia; Eulipotyphla; Talpidae
Product: dysferlin-like
Exons: 4
Coding region: 57-506 (149 amino acids)
Biological process (GO): plasma membrane repair; monocyte activation involved in immune response; negative regulation of phagocytosis
Cellular component (GO): T-tubule; cytoplasmic vesicle
Molecular function (GO): calcium ion binding; calcium-dependent phospholipid binding
Source: RefSeq, a predicted model, not a curated record
CCUCAGUCAAAGCCCCCCUCUCUGCCACAGGCUCCUUGCCCCUGGAUCUCAACCACAUGCCCAAGCCGGUCAAGACGGCCGAGAAGUGUUCCUUGGAUCAGUUGGAUGACACUUUCCACCCAGAGCGGUUUGUGUCCCUUUUUGAACAGAAAACAGUGAAGGGCUGGUGGCCCUGUGUGGCAGAAGAGGGUGAGAAGAAGACACUGGCGGGCAAGCUGGAGAUGACCUUGGAGAUCGUGGCGGAGAGUGAGCAUGAGGAAAGGCCCGCUGGCCAGGGUCGGGAUGAACCCAAUAUGAACCCCAAGCUUGAGGACCCCAGGCGCCCUGACACCUCCUUCCUCUGGUUCACCUCCCCGUACAAGACUAUGAAGUUUAUCCUAUGGCGGCGGUUCCGGUGCACCAUCAUCCUCUUCCUCAUCCUCUUCAUCCUGCUGCUGUUCCUAGGCAUCUUCGUCUAUGCCUUCCCGAACUAUGCUGCCAUGAAGCUGGUGAAGCCUUUCAGCUGAGGAAGCUCAACGCAGGCUGCCUCUUCUGCCCUGCUCCACUGAGCUCCUCCAGACUCCAGCCUGACUGUCCUGCCAGGGUAGGCAGAGAGACAGAUGGACAUACUCUAAGAGUUGGUAACAUUGAGCCUGGGAUCACCCUGCUUUCAUCAUU